This is a messenger RNA of Lepisosteus oculatus (spotted gar), 1200 nucleotides long. Its product is annotated as ras-related protein Rap-2b. Gene Ontology annotation, cellular component: plasma membrane. Gene Ontology annotation, biological process: negative regulation of cell migration; Rap protein signal transduction. The record is from RefSeq and is a predicted model, not a curated record. Lineage: Eukaryota; Metazoa; Chordata; Actinopteri; Semionotiformes; Lepisosteidae. Gene Ontology annotation, molecular function: GTP binding; GDP binding; GTPase activity.
CGCAGACGCUGCGCGCUGUGUCUGUGGGCAGGAAGAGCGUGGUCAGAGUGCGUUGAUCACUCCUUCUACAGUAGCAGUGCACAAGGAAACAGCAGGGCGCAACAUGUUACAUUUCUGAUGCUGGGGCACGGUUUAAAUCGCCUCGCUUCUCGCCCGACACGCAGAUCCUGCACGAUCGCCGCGGAAAUCCGAAGAGCCGGGUGGAAAGGGGCGUCCCGAGGCUCGGGGCUCCUGAAGGUCUGAAAGCGCACCGGGGCGGCCAGCGGCGCAAAGCGCAGCCCAGAGAAAGCGAGGCGGAGAGGACUAUUUCAGAAGCCAUGAGAGAAUACAAAGUAGUCGUGCUUGGAUCGGGCGGAGUGGGCAAAUCGGCUUUGACUGUGCAGUUUGUAACGGGAUCCUUCAUAGAGAAAUACGACCCGACCAUAGAGGACUUUUACAGGAAAGAGAUCGAGGUGGACUCUUCGCCUUCGGUGCUUGAGAUUUUGGACACCGCGGGGACGGAGCAGUUCGCCUCCAUGCGAGACCUGUACAUCAAAAACGGGCAGGGCUUUAUUCUGGUCUACAGCCUGGUAAACCAGCAGAGUUUCCAAGACAUCAAGCCGAUGAGGGAUCAGAUCAUCCGGGUGAAGCGAUACGAGCGAGUGCCCAUGAUCUUAGUGGGGAACAAGGUGGAUUUGGAAGGCGAGCGAGAAGUGUCCUCGGGGGAAGGGAAGGCGCUGGCAGAUGAAUGGAAUUGCCCCUUCAUGGAAACUUCGGCCAAAAAUAAAGGCUCCGUAGACGAACUCUUUGCAGAGAUUGUCAGGCAGAUGAACUAUGCCUCGCAGCCAAACGGGGACGACCAGUGCUGUUCCUCCUGUGUUAUCCUUUAAAACAUAUUUUCUCAACAACAACAACAACAAAAAAAAGUUUGCGAUGGUGAGUGACUCUAAUACACAACUAAAGAUCCGAAGACUAACCAGUUUGGUUGAUAACGUUAUGGUGUAAUACGUCGACUGUAUCAUGAUCAGUAUUUUUUUUAAAAAAAGUGUCCUGCUGUCUUGCACACUCUUCUUACAAAACGUGAUCCAAACCCAGUGUUUACAUGGCAGAAUACGCCUAGUGUUCUGGGAAUAAAAACAAAGAAGAAAAAAGACAUUUGCAUUUUUGGAAAUAUCGUUGUCGAGUGCCUAGGUGGUGAUAUUUAUUUACUUAAAAUGCAAA